Messenger RNA from Clupea harengus (Atlantic herring), 1093 nucleotides. It is a transcript of the gene park7, whose product is annotated as parkinson protein 7. Gene Ontology annotation, biological process: response to oxidative stress; glyoxal metabolic process; glycolate biosynthetic process. Gene Ontology annotation, molecular function: oxidoreductase activity, acting on peroxide as acceptor. NCBI's taxonomy places the organism in Eukaryota, Metazoa, Chordata, Actinopteri, Clupeiformes, Clupeidae. Gene Ontology annotation, cellular component: nucleus; cytoplasm; mitochondrion. The record is from RefSeq and is a predicted model, not a curated record.
GCCGUACCUUACAUGUUGGACGCGUAUUUUCGGGCACGGAGUUGACAGGUUCUUCGCUUUGGUUCAAAGACAGCUUCUAUACCUGCACCCGGUUCCACUGAGCAGUUAUACUGUAUAUUGCAAAAAAAAUGGCAGGCAAGCGUGCAUUAGUGAUUUUGUCAAAGGGUGCAGAGGAGAUGGAAACUGUUAUACCUGUGGACAUCAUGCGUAGAGCUGGGAUUGCAGUCACUGUAGCUGGACUGACGGGAAAGGAACCAGUCCAGUGCAGUCGUGAUGUAUUCAUCUGUCCUGAUUGUAGCUUGGAGGAUGCCCGCAAACAGGGCCCUUAUGAUGUUGUGCUUUUACCAGGAGGAGGGCCAGGAGCCCAGAACCUCUCCGAGUCUCAAGCUGUGAAGGAGGUGUUGAAGGACCAGGAGGGCAGAAAGGGUCUGAUUGCAGCCAUCUGUGCAGGUCCCACCGCGCUGCUGGCCCAUGGCAUUGCAUACGGCAGCACAGUCACCACCCACCCCGCCAUGAAGGACAAGAUGAUGGCUGGAGAUCACUUUAAGUACUCGGAGGCCCGCGUUCAGAAGGAUGGCCAACUAAUCACCAGCCGAGGCCCAGGCACAAGCUUUGAGUUUGCCCUGGCCAUCGUGGAGGAGCUGAUGGGAGCCGAGGUGGUGGCGCAGGUCAAGGCCCCUCUCAUCAUGAAAGACUAACGUAUAUCCGCACCUGCCUUUAGCCACAUCUACGCUAGCAUCGCCAGGAGGUGGAUCCACAGUCUCCCACCGCAGUGUCAGUGUGUGCAAGAGACUAGAGGAAAAGACACUGGGAAACGUAAAGGAGGAAUCCAGAUUUGUGGUCAUAGACACAGUAGAACAGGCUUUGCACUUUAAAAAAUAUUUCAGAUGUUUACUGAAUGCUGGUGAAAAUGUUCAAAUAAAGUGAAUGGGAAUAUAAAUCUGUGAACAUCUUGGGAAAUAUUAGAAGCACUUAAAGCUAUUGUGGAUAUCUGAAAUGUGUUUUUCCAUUUACGGCAUCAUGUAAUUAGGAACAAAGCUGCUGUGACAUAAUCGAGGAUAAUGUUCCCCAAUAAAGUCACUGUCAACCGUAA